GAAAAGCGUUAUUUCUAUUGAAAGCGGCCAUAUUUUUCUUUCUCAGGUAAAUCUUCAGCAUGGGUGAAGAUAAAGAUAAAGAUUGGGAUAGAGAGAGAAGACGAGAACGUAGACGGUCUAGGUCAGGUUCUCGUGGACGAACUGGACGUAGGCGAUCAAGAUCUCGAUCCAAAGAAAGAAAACGUUCUCAUUCUCGAGAAAGAAGAGCAGGGGGAGGAGGAGCAGCAGGGCGAAAUAAUAAUAAUGAAGUUCGAGUUCCUCGUAGGCGAAAGAAGUCUUUAUAUUGGGAUGUUCCUGCCCCUGGCUUUGAGCACAUAUCUACCCAACAGUAUAAAGAUAUGCAGAGCUCUGGUCAGAUUCCUCCAAGUAUUUAUACUACUCAAGGACCAGUGAUUGGAACAGUACCUGUUGUAGGAAGUACAGUGACGAGACAGGCAAGGCGGCUUUAUGUUGGCAAUAUCCCAUUUGGUUGCUCUGAGGAUGAAAUGAUGGAUUUCUUCAAUGCCCAAAUGCAUGUUUGUGGAUUUUCUCAAGCUCAGGGAAAUCCAAUUCUCGCCUGCCAAAUUAAUUUAGACAAGAAUUUUGCUUUUCUGGAGUUUAGGUCAAUUGAUGAAACAACUCAGGCAAUGGCAUUUGAUGGCAUUAAUUUCAAAGGUCAAAGUUUAAAAAUAAGAAGGCCGCACGAUUAUCAGCCUGUGCCUGGAAUGUCUGAAAUUCCAAAUUCUGCAGUUCCUGGUGUUAUUUCAACUGUCGUUCAAGAUUCCCCAAAUAAAGUAUUCAUUGGUGGCCUGCCCAAUUUCUUAAAUGAAGACCAGGUAAAGGAUUUCCUUUUAUCAUUUGGACAGUUGAAGGCUUUUAAUCUGGUUAAAGACACUGCUACUGGUCUUUCUAAAGGUUAUGCGUUUUGUGAAUAUGUUGACACAAUUAGUACUGAUCAGGCUAUUCAAGGUUUGAACGGGAUGCAGUUGAGUGAUAAGCGCUUAAUUGUACAAAGAGCUAGUGUUGGAGCAAAGAAUGUUCAAACAAAUGUUCCAGUUCAAGUUCAAGUUCCCGGUUUGCAAGUUGCUCAAGGCCCUGGUCCUGCAACUGAAAUUUUAUGUCUUAUGAAUAUGGUUGUUCCAGAAGAACUAAUGGAUGAAGAAGAAUAUGAAGAUAUUUUGGAAGAUAUUCGAGAGGAAUGUUCUAAAUAUGGUGCUGUGAAGAGUAUUGAAAUUCCAAGACCAAUUGAAGGUGUUGAUGUACCUGGAUGUGGGAAGGUGUUUGUUGAGUUUAAUUCCAUUAUUGACUGUCAGAAAGCACAGCAAUCUCUUACUGGAAGAAAAUUUGCUAACAGAGUUGUUGUCACUUCUUAUUUUGACCCAGAUCGAUAUCACCGUCGAGACUUUGGAAUGUCUGUUUGUUAGAUGUAUAUUUUUUUCAUUUCUUGUUAAAUGUUUCUUCAAUAUGUUCUGUUUUGUCUUUUUGUCAUUGUUUAUCUUUGCUUUGAAAUUCAUUAUUUGCUCUUUUAUUACGCCCUUAUAUCUUAUAAAAUAUCUUAUAUGUUUUUGCAACAAUUGUUACUUUAAUUCUAUAUUUUAAAUUAAAUUAUGAUGGUGAAGACCCUUUUAUGGACAUUUCUAAAGCUGCAAACAUUGAUUACCACUUGAUAUAAUUGGUAAUGAAUUAUAACAUUUGGCUAGAUAAUCAAUACAACUUCUAAUGUCCUUCAAACAAAUGUCUGAUGAUGAUAUGGAAUUUAAAAAAAAAGAUAUUUGAAUUGUUUGUGCAUUUUAUGUUUGCAUUCAUUGUAAUCAUUUUCAUACAUGACUUGGCUGGAAGUACAAACAUGGACAAAUAAA
Messenger RNA from Uloborus diversus, 1838 nucleotides. It is a transcript of the gene U2af50, whose product is annotated as splicing factor U2AF 50 kDa subunit-like. Gene Ontology annotation, biological process: mRNA processing. The transcript is spliced from 13 exons. The coding region runs from base 60 to 1403 and encodes 447 amino acids. NCBI's taxonomy places the organism in Eukaryota, Metazoa, Arthropoda, Arachnida, Araneae, Uloboridae. Gene Ontology annotation, molecular function: pre-mRNA 3'-splice site binding; poly-pyrimidine tract binding. The record is from RefSeq and is a predicted model, not a curated record. Gene Ontology annotation, cellular component: nuclear speck; U2AF complex; nucleus.